This is a messenger RNA of Symbiodinium sp. CCMP2592, 2208 nucleotides long. The record is from the annotation of a GenBank genome assembly. Lineage: Eukaryota; Dinophyceae; Suessiales; Symbiodiniaceae.
AUGCGAAGACACACUGCAAACGCGCGCUUGCAGGAGGCGGCCGCCUCCGCCUUGAGUUCUGCAGCGUCCUGGCCAGCCAUGCAAGCAGCUGCAACCAACAACGGUGCUACGGAGGAGAUUGUCUCGGCGAUGCGCCGAUUUCCUACCGACCCGGAAUGCCGCAAUCCGGUGCACUUUGGCAUUUGCAGACAAGCUUGGAUUGAGAAUGGCCAGAAGCAAGGCCGUGGAUUGAAAGCGCUUUUCAACAGGUGCUUGCUGCUCUGGUGGCUUGAUGGUGCUCUGAGGGUAGCCGCUGUGGGAUAUGGUGAUGCUACCGUGGCAGAGCCUGCCGCGCGAACGCGGUCACUGCUGAGCCUUCAUCACCUCACGUCGAAGCGACAGAUGCCAAGCGACAUAACUGACCUUUCGAGCACGGCAGGGACCCGCCUGGCAGUCAGCGAAUCCAAACUGUGCGCUUUGGCAGGUGAUACCCAGCUUCUCGUCGACUCGUACGGAAGCGCUGACUGCAAUGCGUCUGCUGCGCCUGCGGCAGCCAAGGCCGUCCGAAUGCAGCCAAACAUCCGCGAGGGGCAUAUCACUAUUGACCUGGAGCGAUCGGAGCAGGAGAUCCAUGUCCUGGAAGAUGCCAUCCACUACAAGAGCAACCUGGACAUAGACUGGGACGGGCGUCUGGUCCAGAUGGGCGAAGCCAGAGAUCAGAUCACCGUGUCCUUCGGGACCGGAGAGGUGAUGGGCGUUUUUCUGGAAGACUUGCUUUGCCUGGGCCAUGGCCAUAGCCACCUGGGUGGGUCCGGAGUUGGCACAGGCCCCGUGGGCGACUCGGGCGAAGGCCAAGGGAAUUGCCUGCGCAUGCGCUUCAUCGCUGCCACUGACAUGUCUCCAGACCCUUUUGCCGACUUUGUCUUUGAUGGCGUCUUGGGUCUCGGCUUGGAAAGCCUGUCGCAAUCACCGGCCUUUAACUUCCUGCAUGUUGCAUCUGCUCUGACAGCUGAGCGCGGCAGUGGUUUCAGCAAGACUUUCGGAAUCUUCCUGGCAAGUCAUGAUGGGGAAACCAGCCAAAUCACCCUGGGUGGCUGGGCGGAAGAACAUGUGAGUGGAGAGGUAACUUGGAGCCCCGUCCUGCAGCCAGAGUUGGGGCGUUGGCUUUUGGAGAUCAAAGGCUUGUGGGUGGAUGGCCAGGAGAUGCCUUUCUGCAAGGAAGGCUGCAAAGCCGUCGUCGAUUCUGGCACGUCAGUUCUGUCCGUUCCCAGCCCUUUGUUCAGUGACCUCUAUCAGAAGUUGUCUGCUCCGGCUCGAGACGGUAGCUGCUCCGAAGGUCCACAACUUCAGAUGGAAUUGGAUGGUUCGAAUUUGAACCUGAGUGUUGGCGAUUUUAGCCGCCUGGACAAAGAGUCACCCUCAGCCCAAGAUGCCCAAGCUACCUGCAGGCCCAUGUUAAUGGUCAUGGACUUGCCAGAGCCUUUGGGACCCAAGCUUUUCGUCCUGGGCGAGCCCAUCCUGAAAAUGUUCUACACCAUCUACGAUGCGGAGGCGUUCAGCGGUGAUCUGAUGCGACAUUGCACCUGGCAAGUGUUGACUCUGGAUGGCCACGAAGCAAGCGAGCAGUCACGCGCUCUUUCGUUUGACCAAGGUCUGGCUGCAAAUCAUCCGCUGAACCAGUCUGCCCUGCUCGGCUGUCGUUCCAUUGAGGUGAUCGUUUCUGCCAUGGACGCCUUCGUCCACCAUGCUCGGCUGCAGACCAUGGCCUGCGGAGCCCUUGGGAAUCUCGCGGCAAACAGCCCGAACAACCAGGACCACGGGGCCACCAGCGAUCCAUCGAUUUAUUUGUCCGCCGAUUUCGCGCCGGAGAAGCUGGGAGGACCCCAGGUGUCGAACGAGGAUCAGCCCGUACAAAAGAUGUCUUCUAGGCAGAGGCGCCACAUGCGCUGGAAGAACGCAGAAGUUAACAGCAAUUUUAUGUCAAAAUCGCAGAUCGGCAAGAUCAUGUCUGAGGCAAGUUGGUCAGAGCGCAUGGUGCGGAGUAAGUGCUUCGAGUGGUUCAGUGGCUCCUUGAUCCUGCUCAACUGCAUUUUUAUUGGCUGGCAUACACAGAUGAUGGCUUCGAGAGCUAUUGAGAACACGAUUCAGAACAUGGAUCCACAUGUGAAGCUUGGCUCAGAGAGAGCUCAUGACUGCGUUUCUACUAGCGGUCGUCCGAAUUUGUGUUGA